Molecule: messenger RNA, 983 nt
Organism: Psylliodes chrysocephalus
Lineage: Eukaryota; Metazoa; Arthropoda; Insecta; Coleoptera; Chrysomelidae
Source: the annotation of a GenBank genome assembly
AUCUCGCUAAGUGUUUAGAACCUAAUUUAGUGGUGAGGUCUAUUUUGAUAUAGGUAAUACGAGUUUUACUCUAAAAAUUGAACAAUAUGCAUACUCUUCUAAUUAUUGCACUUAUUUCCAUAGGAUGGGCACUUCCUAAUAAGAAAAAUUUCAACGAAAUAAAAACUAUGACCAAUACUCAUAUGAACGACCUUCAUUCUACAGGAUACAAUUUCGAUCCGUCACACAUCAACGUCGAAGUUACAUCAAACUGCUCGAAUUCCUUAUACAUAAGCGCCAUCUCUCCUACCAACGACCCAAAAGAACACCUCACAGUGGUUUACAGUAUCUCUCAGAAAGUUAUAAAUCACGGAAGCCAAAAAUGGAUAGCCAAUUUAGCUCUUCACAAAACAGAAAACGUCAAAAUAUACGACUCAGAUACCACAAAAUUGUACAAUGAGUUUCAGAAAAAUUUGACAUUUGAACAUGGCGCUGUUAAAGUAUUUAUAGUGCUAAGCGUUUCUGAAACAUUUAACCGUGCCGUUGAUUUUAGCAACCUUACGAUACCAUCCAGAAUCAAUUAUAACGCCUGUAUUUUAACUCAAGUUAACAUUACAUUCCCUUCCACGUCUUCAUCUUACGAAGAUAAACUACAUACAUACAAUUAUCUUGAAGAUGAAUCGCAAUAUCUGCAGAAUGAAUUUUCGGUUCCCUUUACAACUGAUUUGAUUUCUUUAGCAAACGUUUCAGCACAAGAAGAAACAUCUAACUGCGUCAAUGCCGAUUGCAGUAGUUCCGAUGUUAAAAUUACAUUUGGAUCAAUGGAGUUGGCUGAUGAUAUUGAGGUUAAAAACUUGAUAGUCGUUAAUCCAGAGGCGUCGAGUUUUAGAGAAAUUGUUACUGAUAAAAUUGGCUUGUAUUCAAGUAAUUUUUACAUUAAUGUUAAUUAUACGGUUGCUAUUAGUAAUACUAAUAAUAAUAAAAAAACAUGUAAUAACUGUUAA